AUGACCCACCAAACCCAUGCUUAUCAUAUAGUCAACCCCAGCCCCUGACCCUUAACAGGAGCCCUCUCCGCCUUACUUCUAACAUCUGGCUUGGUAAUAUGAUUCCACUUUAAUUCCUCCUUUAUUCUGAUACUAGGUCUAACAGCUAACACCCUAACAAUAUACCAGUGGUGACGAGAUAUUGUACGAGAGGGCACAUUUCAAGGUCACCAUACAUCAAUUGUCCAAAAAGGCUUACGAUAUGGUAUAGUACUAUUUAUUAUCUCAGAAGUAUUCUUUUUUGCCGGGUUUUUCUGAGCAUUUUAUCAUUCUAGUCUAGCCCCAACUCCCGAACUAGGCAGCUGCUGACCCCCAGUAGGAAUCAAUCCACUUAAUCCUCUAGAAGUACCACUAUUAAAUACCUCUGUCCUCUUAGCUUCAGGAGUGUCAAUUACUUGAGCUCACCAUAGCCUAAUAGAAGGAAACCGAAAACAUAUGAUUCAAGCACUAUCAAUCACAAUUGCUUUAGGACUUUACUUUACUCUCCUUCAAGCCUCUGAAUACCUAGAAACAUCUUUUACAAUUUCAGAUGGUGUAUAUGGCUCGACAUUUUUUAUAGCUACAGGUUUCCAUGGUCUCCAUGUCAUAAUUGGAUCAACCUUUCUUCUAGUAUGUCUUAUUCGUCAGCUAAACUUUCACUUUACAUCAAAUCAUCACUUUGGAUUUGAAGCAGCCGCAUGAUACUGACACUUCGUAGAUGUCGUAUGACUCUUCCUCUAUGUAUCUAUUUAUUGAUGAGGCUCAU
Messenger RNA from Marmota flaviventris (yellow-bellied marmot), 784 nucleotides. The record is from the annotation of a RefSeq genome assembly. NCBI's taxonomy places the organism in Eukaryota, Metazoa, Chordata, Mammalia, Rodentia, Sciuridae.